AUGACAAAUGAACUGUCUUCCUCACAAAUUGCAGAAGAGCCUCUGCCCCCUUCAUAUAUCCUGCAAGGAGACGACAUCCAGGCACUUGCAAUUAAGGUGGAAGACCUUGAGAAACUCCAUGCUCCACACCCUCCCCAUGAUGCUGGGAGAAUUCCAGUUAGGAAGGAAUACCUUGUUCGAAAAUAUCGACCCAAAGAGACGAAGGCGGCAGCAGAUCUCCUUGUAGCAUAUCCCGCUUUCCCAAAGGCACCCAGGGAACCACUGACUUUUUCUGGUAGGGUUAAACUUCACACCUAUCUUUGGGUUUUGGUUUUGCUAAGCCUAGCUUUAGUGACCUGGCUCUGGAGUUGGGUUUUUUGUGUGUGCGUUAUAGGACCAGGACAGUUUGGUGAUGACUGUAAAAAGAUUCUCCCCCAUCACAUUUUGGGAAGUCUCCAGGAAUUCAAGGAGGAAGCCUUGGCCAGAGGAAACACUCAGAUAGGAGAUCUUAUUGAGGUUUCUCAUCAAGAUGUUACUGCAGCAGCUUUAAAGAAGGAACAUGGAGGAGAGAAGAAGGUUCAUCAGCCCCCACCAGCAGAGCACAAAGCUCUCCAGAACUGGCACCAUCAUAUGACAAUCAGGAAAAAGCAGGAGAAAUAUCUAGGAGAAAUUCUUCAGAGGCCCGAGAAUGAAUUGCUGAUGAACACCUCAGAGGAUUACAGGCAAAUCCAGGAAGAACGUGACCUUAUUGACCGGUAUCUCCCUGCCCUGCUUCCUGGAAAGGGCUGCCGAAGAGGAAGCGAGUUCUGGAGUCAGCCCGAGCAUAUUGGAGAUGAAGUCACCGGCCUGACGAUGACACUGACUCAGAGAGAACGUGGCUACCCAGAGCCAGUCACUCAUGUGGGGAAACCCCGCAGCGUCCAGAUGGAAACGGGUCUGAAGCCUCCAAAGAGGAUCCCUUUCCAUCUAACCUGGCAUGAGAGUCUUUUCGUGAAAGAGCGACGACAUGAGCUAAAAUCUAUCCUAGAGGAGCUAGAUUUUUAUAAGCCGGAUCUGGAUGGACUGGAGGUGAUCGGUAAAGGGCAGCCUUUCACAUCUGUCUCAACAGAGCCUUUUCCAUGUUCCACCCCUUCUGAAGAGUCUGAGACCCUCGGUGACCCCUUAAGGGACUACCCCAAUGCGGUUCCAGAAGCAGUAGUGGGUCCAUCUUUAGAUUUCUGUGGCCAGCCUGCUCGUUGGAUCAAUGGCACCACUUCUCACAGGGAUGAAAUUGGUAUUGCUGCCCGGCUCACCUUUGAGACUUUGGUUGGUGAGAAAGCUGAAAGCUCCCUGAUGGUGAGCAAUGAUGGCACAACUGCCGUCUGGUAUGACUGGAUGAGGCUUCCCCAGAAGAUUCCCUCCAGAGAAACUAAGGGGAUAAGGAUGCCGCGUUUUUACUUUGAUACCAGAUCAGGUGUAAUGUUGCCUGGGGAAACAAGGAAGUUUUCCUUUAUUUUCAAGUCAGAAAGUGCAGGCAUUUUCAGUGAGUCCUGGGAAUUUAGGACACAUCCUCUGUUAUUAGGAGGAGCUCUGCUGCAGGUGACCCUUUGGGGAAUUGCUGUGUAUGAGGAUAUAUUUGCUGACCUCACAGAGAAACCAGAGAUUGACCUGGCUGCUCGAGAAGGUGCUGCUAUAGUAGAAGAGUAUCUGGAGAAACAUCUUGUCCCACGAUGUCCUGUUCAGACCCCAGAGCGCCCCCCGUCUCCUGCCUGUGUCACAGAGGAAGAGCUGUUCCACCGGAAGAAUCCCGAGUUCCAUUAUCAGUAUCAAGUGGUAAAGCGGCUGCAUGACCUAUGGAGACGGUACAUGACUGUUCCUUCAGCCUCUGGGGAGAAAGUGCCCUCGGGGCAGAAGAGCACUGUGGAGGACAGUCAGCACCAGGAGAGUACCUCGGAGGCUCUCCCUGCUCAGAGCAGCACCACAGAAGUCCCAGGCGUGAAGAACGCUCUCGAGGAGGCAUCCUUAGGAUGGAACCUCUCCUUGGAUGACUUUAAGCAGGCUAUAAAGUCGAUUCCCAAGGAGGAGCAGCGAGAAGAAGCACUGGCCCAGCUCAAUAAGGCAGCACUGGAGCUGCGUGUUAAACAGAGACCAACUCAGACAGACCUUUUGUAUCAAAUCUGUCUCCAGCUGUGGCGUGAAACAAUUGAUGAUCUGGUGAGUCACUCUGUGAGGCUGAGAUCCCUGCUUGGCUUGCCUGAGAAGAACACCAUCUAUAUAGAUGCUGUUCCAGAGGAAAAAGUGGAAGUACAGCAACCUAUAAAAGGAGGAAAGGAAGACAGAAUAACCACUAGGAAAGAAGAGAGAAGGUCAUUUGGUGGUAAAGAUAAAGAAGGCAAAAAAAGAACAACAAAGACAGCAACAAGUGCUGGGGAGGAACGUCCAAGCAGCAGAAAGUUAAAAGAGGAGACAAAGCUGAAACCUUCCACGUCACUGCAGGAGGUGAAAGAGGAAGCACAGCCCCUGGAAGCUCUAACUACAGAGGGAGUAGAACCUCCUCAGGAGCAGGUGGACCCUGUUUUGUAUCGGACAUACCAGGAAAAAAUUUAUGUCGAAGUUUACGGGCUGCUGAAUUCAAUGGUGAGCAAAAUGGUUGCUUUAUUUGAGGACCUAGAGAAAGAAGAUGCUCUAAAGUGGGAGAGUAAAGCCCUUUGUGACUAG
Molecule: messenger RNA, 2676 nt
Organism: Charadrius vociferus (killdeer)
Lineage: Eukaryota; Metazoa; Chordata; Aves; Charadriiformes; Charadriidae
Gene: MYCBPAP
Product: MYCBP associated protein
Exons: 17
Coding region: 1-2676 (891 amino acids)
Source: RefSeq, a predicted model, not a curated record